AUGAAUCGCAGCUGGAUACGACGAUAUAUAAAUGCCAAAGGUCUCGGUGUCGAAAGUGGAGAGUGGGAGUGGUGGUACGCCGAUACACAUCUUCAAGACGGCUGGUUCCGGCAGGUGCCCUUCUUCUAUAUAACAGAAGGAGACGGUCCCAAGACUGGACUCAUUGAUCUGAACAUCGCCAAGGAUGGCAAGAAGCUUUGUGACUUGCAUAAGCGUAUUGGAAAUCUCCCUUCCGAGAUCGUUGUGGCAAAAGAUCGGUGUGAUCUCCAGUAUCGCAAGAAUUACUUCCGCAGUAUCAAUGGCCUCAGCAAGUAUCACAUCUUUGUCGACCCUGAUGAGAUGGAAGGAUUUGGUUUCGACGUGGUGAUCAAGAGAAAUACUCCAUCCCAUCGACCGGGCUCAGGUCGAUGGGACAUGGAGGGUCGUCACUUCUCAUGGUUCGUAGCUGUCCCUGGUGGCCAACUGACCGGAGAGGUCACCGCCAACGGCACCAAGACCAAGGUUGAAGGCAAUGCCCACCAUGACCACAACUGGGGCAAUGUCCCUAUGGAGACCAUCCUGGAUAACUGGCUCUGGGGACGCGCUGAUGUCGGCGGGCUCUCUAUAGUGUCCGCAUCAGUGCGGUUCCGCCAAGAUUGUGGGGGCAGAGAAGUGCCUCUACUCUUCGUCGUGCGUGAGAAUGAGGUCCUGGUGGAUGUGAGCGACAACCAACUUGUUUGCUUGGAGGGAGUCAAGAUCGCGCAGCCAGACACAGGCAAGCCGACCAGCUCUGAUUGUAUCUACCUUGUCAAGUCAACAGGCGAUAACUUUGCGCAGGUUCGCUUUGAUGGGCAGCAGAAGGUGAUUGCGUCUUUUCCUUACCCGACUACUAGUCAGGAGUGGGAGACUCGGUAUACAAGAUAUGCUGGGAUGGUAACGAUCAAUAUCACAGAUGGAGACAAGCGAGUUUAUGUCUCUGAUCAUGGCAGCUUGGAGGUUAUGGACUUCUUUGGACGAAAGAAGGUAUAA
Fusarium fujikuroi IMI 58289 is the source of this 1008-nucleotide messenger RNA. RefSeq lists its product as uncharacterized. The transcript has 2 exons. The record is from RefSeq and is a predicted model, not a curated record. The coding region runs from base 1 to 1008 and encodes 335 amino acids. NCBI's taxonomy places the organism in Eukaryota, Fungi, Ascomycota, Sordariomycetes, Hypocreales, Nectriaceae.